Micropterus salmoides (largemouth bass) is the source of this 1415-nucleotide messenger RNA. It is a transcript of the gene lrit3b, whose product is annotated as leucine-rich repeat, immunoglobulin-like and transmembrane domains 3b. NCBI's taxonomy places the organism in Eukaryota, Metazoa, Chordata, Actinopteri, Centrarchiformes, Centrarchidae. Gene Ontology annotation, molecular function: protein binding. The transcript is spliced from 10 exons. The coding region runs from base 1 to 1290 and encodes 429 amino acids. The record is from RefSeq and is a predicted model, not a curated record.
AUGACUCUCACUGUAGCCUUACUAAUAUGUUCUGCAUCCCCGUCCUGUCCAGCUUUAUGUGCCUGCACAUAUGGGAACAGUGGAAUAGCAGAGUUCAGGUUGGUGCAGUGCAGUGAUUCCGGAAUCGCAGCUGUUCCCAUUAAUGUCCCAGCUGACACAGUCAAACUGCGUCUAGAGAAGACCUUGAUCUCCAGGGUGCCCCGGGCAGCCUUCUACAAUCUGUCAGAACUGCGGUUCUUGUGGCUGACCUUCAACUCCAUCACAUCCAUCCAUCCCAGCAGCUUUGUCAACCUUAAGGCCCUGCGAGAGUUGCGUCUGGAUGGAAACCUCCUGACAUCCUUCCCCUGGGAGGGGCUCAGAGACAUGCCCCGCCUCCGGACUCUGGGUCUACACAAUAAUCGUCUGUCCAGCCUUCCUGCCCACGCUUCUCUCUUUCUCCCCAACAUCACUUUCCUUGACCUGUCCAGCAACAGGUUGACAAUAUUACCUGCAGAGCUGCUGGACCUUUGGAUUUUCAGUCAGGAUUUAGAAAGUAAAACUGUUCUUGACCUAGGCCUCCAUGACAACCCCUGGUUGUGUGACUGCCAGAUCUCCAUGGUGACGUCCUUGUCCAUGUUGCUGGGGAGUCCUGUAGUUCUCAUGGACCAGCAGCUGAUAUGCAGCAGGUCUCUGGGUCAGUCAGGAAUGCUGCUGACCCAGGCUGAGCUGUCCCGCUGUAUGAGGCCUUCAGUCCAGCCUGCAGCCACCAGAGUCAUCUCUCCACUGGGCAGCAAUGUAAUCCUCCGCUGUGAUGCAACCGGCUAUCCAACACCAACCCUGACCUGGAUCAAAACCUCAGCUAAAAAACUGUAUAAUCAAAUUAUGCAGGAAUCUCCUCGAGUGGGGGUCCGCUGGUCGAUAAUCAGCAUGAAUGGGUUAUCAUACAAGGAUGCUGGUGAAUAUCGUUGCCAGGCUCGGAACAUGGCAGGAAUAUCUGAAGCUCCAAUUAAACUGAAGGUGGUGGGAGUCACAAGAAUAUCCCGUCUUCCAAAGAAGUCCCAAAAGACUCCACCCAAAUCAUCAUCAAAAUACAGAAAGCCUAACCAGAGUACAGUUACCACCGCCCCCUCAGUGAAGGAGAAUCAAAUACCCCAAAACAUCACCCCCCCUUCCAUUAACAAGACCCAACCUGCUCCUAACCUUGUGUCCAAAGUGGACCCUGUAGACAAAAGGCGCAAAAUGAACUUACGAUAUGCAAAGAAAAAGACCCCAACAUCCCUCAAGUCUACACCUCAGUCCCCUGAAAACUAAAACCCUAAAACUGCUCUGUCAUCAGAAACACUUCUGAUAUUCUGAUAUAUAUAAACACUUUGAUUGACUUCAACAAGGGGAUGGGAUUGCAAAUAAAACUAAAUUGUUUGUUUCAGGCUUUUUCA